AUGCACACUGGGGCAAAACCAUAUAAAUGUCAGAAUUGUGGGAAAGUCUUUAACAAAAGUACGACACUUAUACAACAUCAGCGAAUCCAUACUGGGGAAAAACCAUACAAGUGUAAAGAGUGUGGCAAAGCUUUUAUCCGUUGCUCAAAUCUUAGUCAACAUCAGAGAAGUCAUACUGGGCAGAAGCCUUAUACAUGCAGAAAAUGUGGGAAAGCCUUUAAGAGUUGCUCAUAUCUUACUGUGCAUCAGUGAAUUCAUACUGGGGAGAAGCCUUAUAAAUGUACAGACUGUAACAAAGCCUUUAAUCAGCCCAUCAUCAGAUAUCAACAUGAGCGAAUUCAUACAGGAGAGAAGCCUUAUAAAUGUAGAGAAUGUGGUAAAGCCUUUACUCAGGGUUCAAACCUUAACCGACAUAGGCAAAUCCAUACUGGGGAAACACCAUAUAAAUGUCAGAACUGUGGGAAAGCCUUUAACCAAAGUACAACACUUACACAACAUCAGCAAAUGCAUACCGGGGAAAAACCAUACAAGUGUAAAGAGUGUGGCAAAGCUUUUAUCAGUUGCUCAAAUCUUAAUCAACAUCAUAAAAUUCAUACUGGGGAGAAGCUAUACAAAUGUACAGAAUGUGGCAAAGCCUUUACCAGACGUUCACAUGUUACUCAACGUCAGCGAAUUCAUACAGGAGAGAAGACGUAUAAAUGUAGAGAAUGUGGCAAAGCCUUUAAUCAGACUUCAAACCUUAAUCAACAUAGGCGAAUUCAUACUGAGGAGAAACCAUACAAAUGUAAAGAAUGA
Molecule: messenger RNA, 795 nt
Organism: Dama dama (fallow deer)
Lineage: Eukaryota; Metazoa; Chordata; Mammalia; Artiodactyla; Cervidae
Product: zinc finger protein 678-like
Exons: 2
Biological process (GO): regulation of transcription by RNA polymerase II
Molecular function (GO): DNA-binding transcription factor activity, RNA polymerase II-specific; RNA polymerase II cis-regulatory region sequence-specific DNA binding
Source: RefSeq, a predicted model, not a curated record